AUGACCAGCAAACCGCAACCAGACAAAUUGGGAAGGAACAUGAAGGCGCUGCCAUCGGCUAUGUGGAACAGAGCAAUACCGGAAAAUGACUACAUUCAGCUCGGCACCUUGCGCUACGGCGUACGUCUAUCCAAUACAGGACUGUUGGAUGGCGGGAAACCGGGCCACGUGACCGAUUUGAACGAGGCAAACUCCCGCGCGUCUGUCAAUUCCUACGAGAUCGCCAACGGUGACAACAGUGUGCACAGCGUCGGGGGCACGAACAGCAUUAGCAGCAAUGGGGAGCAACCGAACUGCUGCUGCAUCGGGUCAAGCGGUGUGGAAAUGCCCUGGACUAACAGCAGCUACGCCCGCACCAAACUGCCAGUUCCUAGUAGCCUAACUAAGAAUAGAAAAUCAUCUCCCUUCGCAUCGACAUCGGUUGGUUCGUCCGGGGCGGAGGGCCAUCAGCAGCAGCAGCUGCCGAGGUAUCCAAUGUUGGCGCCUGGUCGAACCAACAACAACGGGACCAGCUUCAGUCAGUUAGCGCAAUCGCACGACCACGGAAGCGACGGUUACACUUGCGGGGCCGAACUGUUGGCCGACUCGAGCUACGGGAACGGCGUCACAAACAACAGCAGCAGCAGAGUUGAUAGUGAUCACAGCAACUACAGCAGCGUCAACAACGCCAACGGUCGCCAUAGUAGGCCGGAUCGAAGCGACAGUCAGGACCAUCGACAACUGUUGGACGAGACGGUACGGCAGCUUCAGCAGCAGCAAGAAUCCUCCCCAAGAUGUUCUACGGUGGUGUGCUGUUACAGCAACAGCUUCGGCUCGGGCACCAGUAGCAGUAAGAAGCAGACCAGCAGCGAACAACGGUUGCAAGAAAAGCACCACCAUCCACCAGAAAAGCAGGAACAUUCAGAAUCUUCCGUCCCGAGUGCAGGUUACCAUAACGCAAGACGCAAACAGCAGCGGCAUGAACGAUCGAUUGGAUAUUCCGCCACCGCGCUAGAUCGGCCUGAUGGAGCGGAAUAUCUGGGCAGCAAUGGGCAGCACAGCACUGGCAGCGGAACGGCCAUAAGCAGCGAGUUUGAUGAUGCGAAUGAUGCCGAUGUGGAUGAUGAUCUUUCGGCACUGGUUAUUGUUGGUGCAAACGGUGAACUCGACACGGCGGACGGUGGCGGUGGCGGCACAAUAUCAAGUGGCGGUGACUAUCGGAAUGGGGGUGAUGAUUUAAAUUUAAAUUCGAAAAACGCACUACGACAGCCGCAUCUUGUGCCGCAGUACGGUUGGCCGGUGCAGGGACAGGGCGGAAGAAAAGAUGUGAACAUAAAUAAUUUCGAGAAAAAGAAAAUAUCAGCCGAACUGCACGGAGGUGGUGGACCGAACUCCACCAGGCCUGUUAGUUCCCGGUCCGGUGAUGGUGUUGGUGGUUGUGGGAGAAAUCAUAUAAGAAAAAACCAUUCCUCCAGUGCGUGCGGAGGCACGGAUCUUGGCGCAGACGAGCUAUCCUCUACGUCCUCUCUGUCUCCACGGCCUGCAUCACCCACGCAACCGCAAACGGCUGUUGGUUGCAUCCUGACGCAUCCCGCACCGUCCGAGAAUCUGGGUGCAGUGUCUCCAUACCCGCUGCAAGCACAUCCACCCCCGGUUGCGACCCCGUUUGCGCAGCGCCGUCGAGUGUUGCAGCCUCCGUCAUCGUUACCGGUGGUGAAAUCGUACAGCUUUCAUCGGGUUCCAUCCGAUGCUAUCGGGUACUGUUCACCGACGCUAUCCUCCAGAUCCCCAGUCGGUGGUACCGGUGACUGCAAUCAGCUGUUCGAUGGUCCGUUGCUAAACAGCGCCGGCAGGAAUAGAUCGUUUCGCAGUGCAAACCACGCAAGACGGUUGCAGUACGGGUAUGCGGAUGAUGCCUUCCGAGCAGAGAAACAGAAUGGAUUCAUUCGGGAUGAAAUAGGCGGAGAAGCGUUGUACUUUCGUCCUAACGCAACGCGCAAAUCAUCCCUGCCGGUGUUGGCCAGUAGCAGCACGAACUACCUCCCAGCAGCUGGCAACGUCCGCAACCACAAGUGUAGCGAUGCAAUCAACGAAAUCCGGCUCCAAUCGCUGAACAAGUACUGCAACAAGCUGCUGGGCGGGAUCGCGAGCACGGCCACCGUCAUCAACACCCCGUUCCGGGGUGGACUGGUGACAGCUGCUAGUACCGACGCCAACCCGACGACGGUCAUUGGCGGCACCCACGGUCGAACGCAACAGCGUCCGAUCGAUGAACUGGAGGAUCUUAGUUUCAUUGACUCGUCCGAUCUGUCGUCGGCCGGGGACGACAUCCACAUCAACGCCGCGCUCGCUGGCAUCGAGCGCGAGGAUUACGCGCGGUGUAGGACGCCGCGCAAACAGUACCCAUCGCUCAUCGCCGGCCCCGUGUACGGGGGCGCACCAGCAGCCGGGGGAUCGGGGGGUGAUGGCACGCUGCCAGCAGUGGACAGUGGUAAAACAUUAGCAUCAGCCGCGGCCGCCAGUGGCGCGAAUCAUCGAAACAAUUACAUCGACUCGUCCUCGGACGAAGUGAACGGUGUGUGUAGUGGUGUCGGGCAGCUAACGCUCGCCUGCGACGGUGCCGAAUCGCACCGACGCAAUAGUGAGGAACGGUGGCGACCAGCACACCGACCGUCGGUAGUCAAGUGUCGUACGCAGUGCAACCGUAACGACAGUAACGCCAACGACGACUAUCCGGUGGGACGGUACGGUGCUGAGUUGCGCUUCGGUGGUGCUUUGCAAUCGGCAUCCACGCUCAUUACUUCGUUGGCGAACGGAAGUGCGCUUUGUGCGGGUAGUAGUGACAUUGGACACGGUGAUAGUGCCGCUGCACCGCAAGGAGUGUCGAUCAGUAGACGCAGUGAUAGCAAUAACAACUACCACCGGAAUAGUGGUAACGGUGAUAGUGAACAGCAACAUCAGCAUCAGCAGCAUCAACAGCAACAACAACAGCAGCAGCAGCAGCAGCAGAAAUAUACUACUGUGUCGUCUAAUAAUAGCGCUGAGAAAAGUGUCAGUGUCGGUGGUGUUGGUGGCGAACCCGGACGGCCAGGUGGUAUCGGCGAACAGACGCCGUUGGGCGGUGCGGCGACGGAUGAUAGCUGCCCGCCACCAUCGUCGCCCUAUGCCGCAGUCAAAACGCUGGGGUACGGUUCUGCCUGCUCGUCGCCGGACAGCUCCCCUGCCCAUCACGCUGGGUUAAACUGCUUCGGAAGGAGCACCACUCAAUUCCAUGCUGCGUGUAGCGGUACAAACGACAGAUCGAUAAUGGAAAAACGCAACAAUACGCUGGAUCGUUUGCAAAGAUUAGUGAAAAAGACCACCUCCAGUUCGUCCGACAAGCAAAACGCCAGUGCCGCAGCAAACAGUGCCAACGCUGGUCCAGCUGCAACCAAAACGGAACGACUGCGCGAACUGACGGAACUGUUGAAGGGGAAUAGAGCGCCACCAGUGCCGCCACCGCGACGGUCCAAACAUGCCCACAGUGUCGAGCGUACGCUCGAUCGACGUAAUACGGCCCUGUCCACAUCUAGUCUCAUCGAUACCAGCUUCCUUCACGGUGCGGAAUCGACCCUGCCCGAGUCACAGCUGCUGAAGGCGAAAGAAUCACGCUCGGUGGACAUACCGUACCGGUUUGCGGAUGGUAGCGGACAGCGGAUGUCAACACCGAGCUCACCGCUCACCGAGCACAGACCGGUCAAUCUGCGAGCGAACGUAAGCACGUCCAAUUUGGAAGCCUUGCACGAGCUGCCGCCAGUGAGGGCGGUUGCGGCAGAUGAAUGCAAACCGGAAGCCGGCACGCUGAAGGAUGACGACGAGCUGUUUACAAAGCUAUCGCGACCCAAAUCCCGCACAAUAGUGGGAUCGUACACGCAGAAAACGAUUCCAUUUCGUAGCGCUUCCUUUUCGCAGGUGGACUAUUCGUCGGGCAAGUACAUCCGGUCCGCGCUGGGUGCGCUCAAGAACAGCAUCUUGAAAAGCAAGGAUCAGCAACAAUCGAGCGUUGAUAGCAACACGAUACCCAGGCAGUACUGUAAGGUGGUUGAAGCUGCCCGAAGCUGCAGUCCGACGGAGCUGUGUGGGAGUCAGCCGGCGCAGGAGUCGCCGGCGGCACAACCGGACGAUACGGAUGUGGCAAAGCUGACGAUCAAGAAGACGGAAUUGAACAUCAAUUUGGCACCGCUGGAUGAUUAUGGUCGGUACCAUGAAGAACGGCUCGAUGGGAAGGAUCUUGCCUCGAACCGGAACUCCGACAUUGAAACGAUCGUCGAAGAUCCGGUGGCGGAGCAUAACGAGAAUGUGGAAUACGAAGGGUGUGUAUCGCAGCAGGCAAGCAUCAGCGUGAUGCAGGCAUCGGAAAUGGUGCUGGAAUCGCUGGUGGAGGAAGGCAUUCCAAUAACGCCGACAUCCCUUUCCAAGGACGAUGAAUGUCUGCAGCAGGCCACGACCUGCUUGAUCCCUGUGCCGGUGUACGAUUGUGUCGUGAGCGAAUGGAGUACGGCCCGACCUUCCGAACAAUGGAUCGACGCAUCGACGACGGAGUAUGGCAAGUUUACCGAUUGUUUGGGUAGCAUAAAGGAGGUUAAUGAGAGUGCCAUCAGCGACGCACCCGUGCCAGGCUCUGAUAUGUUUUCCACCGAGCUUUCCGCAGAAGAAAAUUAUCACCCGGAAAAGAUCACCGUGGAAACCCCGCCGCAAAUCAUUGAACCGCAGGAGAGCGUUGAACUUUCCGAGGAUGGUGUUGGGUCGGAUGGGGCCGCCGAUACGAACGAAGGUAGCAAUGGGUCAGACGAAGGUAUGAUGAUCUGCACACCGCCCGUUUCGAUUAUUUGCACCGAGCCGGAAAGCAAUGAGUAUACCACGAUCGUAGACGGCAGCGCAGCAACGCACAAGGUGUCCGUGGUGCUGGGCGACGGUAACGAGGUGGAGGUAGUGGAGGUGCGGAAACGCCACAGCAAUAACGAAGAUAUGGGCGAUCCGCAGAACUGUCGGCUGUCGAACGAUGUGGAUGAAAAGCGGCGUCUGGAGUCGCGCAAAUCGCGCCGGAAAGGUAUCUACAUCCAGUGGCCCGCAAUCGAUGGAAACAACGAGCUGGAGUCGGACCACAACGAGAACGGUGGUACGGCGGGGGACGAUAGUAGCGUCGGUUGGAACCCGCAGCAGUUGGGACAGGUGAACGAAAAAGACUCCAGCCUGGAUCUUAGCGGCGAUAGUUUUACCGAUCUCAGUGGAAAGGAAACGGUGGAGUAUGGAAAGGAGCGUGCGAACGCAGUACACUCGCCCGACCGGUAUCUGCUCGAUCCGACCACGCCGGAUUCCGACCCGGGUAAACCGAUCUGGCCCAAGGGUAACCGUCGGCAGAGUCUCACUUACCAGAGCUCCGACGAGAAGGAUGAUACAUUGCCCGCACCGGCAUUGCCCGUUCGGACGCUGAAAACGCUGCUGCUACGGUCGGACUCUGUGUCGGACAAUGAGAGUGAUCGCGCAUCGUCGCGUGAUCGCACCAGCGCUUCGCCCGCACCUGGCGGAGGGGAUUCGGAUCUGCGGCGCUACUCAAAACGACCCCUUCGCGGACCGUACGGCCAAAUGCUGGAAGCGGAGAUGAAGAAACCAACGAGCAAGGUGCAGUACAACGAAAUCUUGGAGGAAUUAACACGAAACGAAGGCCACAACGCUAAUCCCAGUGCACCGAGAAACCGUGGCGCUGGCAGUCAAUCAAUGGACGAAACGAACGAUCGACAUGCAGCGAAGGCUGGUUCGAAGCCGCGAAAAACAAGCGCCAACCUGCCGGUCCCGACGCAUGUACGGACUGCUUCUAGCCCGUCGAAGCUGUCCGAUUCGUCCAGUUCACAUUCCGCCAGCCCAUCGAAGCGCUACCUCUGCAACGUUGAGCAGCGCAGCACGGAUUCGGAUAAGUCGGAAAAAUCCAUGGCCAGCGGUGGUAAGCUGGAGAGCAAAAAGCUUUCGCUCGACAGCCAUCUUACGGAGAAGUGUUUGCGGCGCGGUGGCUCCGAUGGGCACGAGAAGCCGAACAAGCAGCGCAGCGGAUCGAGUGCCAGUGAGAAGCAGCAGAAGCGCAGCUUGGAUGAGGUACGGCUGUCCCAGAACAGUCGUACGCCGUCCGAGCGCAGCUUCACGCUGUUGAGCACACCGGAAACGCCGAAGGGUUUGGCCGCUUCGCCCGAGCUGUUGGCCGAGUUGCUGAAGGGUUCGAGCGAAAAGCUAAUCACGGAGCAGUUGACGGGCGGCGGUGGUAAUAGUGUAGGGAACGCUAGCAACGCCCUACCGUCGGCUGUGCUGAACUGUUUGGAUACGCGAACUCACGUGGUCGUGGAGCUCUUCAACACGGAAAAGUCGUACGUGGAAUCGCUGCAAACGAUAGUGCUGAAAUACCUAAAUCAGCUAAAGUCACCAGAAAAUUCGGGCCUGGUGGAUGUCCAGACGGUGGAUGAAAUAUUUUUCAUGGUUCCAGCCAUACUGAACAUCCACGAGCGAUUUCUGGAGGAGCUACGACGUCGGUUGGAUUCCUGGGACAAGAUGCAGAUGAUUGGCGAUGCGUUUGUGGACGUUUUCUCCCGACCGGUCAUACUCGACACGUACACGGCGUUCGUGAACAACUGGAACAGGGCGAAGGACGCAAUCCGGAGUGCGAGACAGAAGUGUCCCGCUUUUGCAAGGUUUCUAGAAGCCAUGGCCCGGGAACACAAGGGAAAAUUAUCGCUGGACAACCUGCUGAUCAAACCCGUACAAAAGUUUCCAAACUACGAACUUAUCUUCACAAGACUGAUUAAGCACACGGACGUGACACACCCGGACCAGAAACCGUUACAGGAAGCUUUAAAGUUAGUGCACGAUAUACUGAUAUUUCUGAACUGCAAAGAAAAGGAGGCGCUGGAAAAUGGACAACGCGAGACGGCACUGCGCGAACUGGAGGGUGUGAUCGAGGGCAUGAACGAUCUGGUGACGCCGGAGCGUGCCUUCCUGCUGUUCGACCUGGUGUCGAUGCCGUCGGGACAGGUGACGCGCAAGGAGCGAGGAUUUUUCCUCUUCAACGACCUUCUAGUGAUAACGAGCAUUAAGCGAAGGAGCGGAACCAUUCGGAAGACCAACAUGACCUGCCCGGGAAGUGUUGCGUCUACGCUGGAUACGAACAAGUACAAGUAUCUCACGAAGAUAUCGUUGGACGAUUUGGAAAUAGUCAAAUCUAAAGACGAAAAUGUUAGACGCAUCAUGAAGGAGAUUGAACACCUUUCGGAAGAUAGCAGUAAGCUAAUUGAGAUAUCGGACAAAGCCGCAAGCUUACGAUGUCCUCACGGAGCCUUGGAGGAAGCAAUUCGUGAAUUACAGCGCGAAGUUCAGCGGCAGCUCGCGGAACGGCAAACCAACGAUGCGCAGUUGAACGUACUGGAGCUAACGUGGAACACCUCCAACGGUAUCCAAAAUAUGACCGUGGUGUUUUCGAAGCCGGAAAAGCGCACCCAGUGGGAGGAAAUAUUUGCGGACGCAAAGCAGAAGCUGGCCAACAGCUUGGAGAGAUGCCAGAUACCGGACUUCUUCGUAUCCGUACCGAUACGCAAGACUCGGGCUGGGCUUCAAUUCACGUGUGCCUCGCCGACGCUCGGUGUGCAGAAGGACGUAUGGGUGUGCAACAGCGAUGGGUACGUGGGGCAGGUUUGUGUGCUCAGCCUAGUGCCGGAACCGUCCGUCACGAGCUGCAACGGUGUGUGCAAUGCGCGGAUACUGUGCGUUUCCUCCGUACCGGCAAACGAAGAACGAGCUUCAAAUUCGUCACUGAUGAAUGUGAAUAUAUCAAUUGUGGAUGCGGCUAUGAACAGUGUGCCGAGCAGACCGAACAAUUCCGUGGCACACUCACCAUCCAAAUCGGCCGAACGUAAGGGUUCGUUCAAAUCAACCGAUGGCAGUACGCAACGGACGGUGCCGAACAACGAAUCUAACGUUCAGCUGGAUUCGGGCAGCUCAAGUGAAGAUUCCGACGCCGAAAGUCAACCGGACCGGGUAGCUGGGACGGGUCAGCCGUGCGCCACCACCUUGACACCCAACCAUCGGCAGCAAGAUUCGACGGCCAGUACGAACGCGGUGGACGAGUCGGAAAAUCAGCAAUCGACCAUGUGGCUCGGCACGGAGGACGGCUGCAUACACGUGUACAACUGCACGGAUAACAUUAGGAUCAAGAAGAACAAGAUAAAGAUACCGCACGUCAGUGCGGUAUACUCCAUACUGUACUUAGAUAACCGUGUGUUUGUAUCCCUGGCGAAUGGUGAUAUUUGUGUGUACUCCAGGGAUCGCAAUGGGUGGAACGUAUCCUCUCCGCUGACAGUGACCGUUGGCACCGUUACCAAUCCCGUGGUGAAGCUGCUGAACGUACACGGGAAGCUGUGGUGCGCAAUACAGGGAACUAUAAAAGUAUUAAACACGAAAACUUUGCAAAUCGACAGCCAAAUUCAAAUUUCGAACGACUCAAAACCAAUCACUAAUAUGACAGUAUUAAACGACUACGUGUGGAUUUCGGUGCAGAACUCUGCCCACAUCAAAUGUUGCCAUCAUGAAAGCUUUGAGAUAAUAUUUGAGGUAAAUUUAGCACCAUCCGUAAAUAAGAUGCUUUCGAACUGUGAUGAUAUCAUACGACAGCACAAAGCCGCCUGCCUGCGCGUCACUUCCUUGCUGGCGUGCAAGGAUCUGAUCUGGGUUGGAACGAGUGCCGGUGUAUUGCUAACAAUAGCCGCCCACAAUGUGGCCAAAGGAUCAUCGUUACCGGCCGUGACGGGGCUUCCGCACGGCCAUACAGGGCAUGUACGGUUUCUAACGUUCGUGGAAUCACCGGACGGCGAUACGGAUCUGGUGCCGGAUGGUGGCGUAUCGUCCGCUGGCGCACAAAACCCACCGGGUGGAAAGUCGAGUAAAGCAUCCCUCCAAGAUUUGCUGGUAAUUUCCGGUGGCGAUGGGUACGAGGAUUUCCGAAGCGCGGGCAACAACACCAUGAGUGAGGUGGCCGGCCGCGAGGACAGCACCAACCAUCUGCUGCUUUGGAAGGUGUGA
This is a messenger RNA of Anopheles marshallii, 9075 nucleotides long. RefSeq lists its product as uncharacterized. Gene Ontology annotation, biological process: actin cytoskeleton organization. The transcript has 17 exons. Gene Ontology annotation, molecular function: protein binding; guanyl-nucleotide exchange factor activity. The record is from RefSeq and is a predicted model, not a curated record. Lineage: Eukaryota; Metazoa; Arthropoda; Insecta; Diptera; Culicidae. The coding region runs from base 1 to 9075 and encodes 3024 amino acids.